GACAGUGGUGAUUGUGACUUUAAUUACAGCGGUGUCCUGAGUACUUUGUUUUGUUUAAUAAAAUUCUAGAUUUUAACUAAAAUAGUCCAUAAACCGUGCUCAAAAUGGUAAAAAUAGCACUUCAGAUAAGAGCGACGCUGGAAUGCAUAGAGAAGUUAUACACAAACCAUCCACAUUAUCAAUGGUUCCUAAAACUCAAGUGUAGCAGCUGCGGCGAAGUUUCUGAGAAGUUCCACGACCUGACUGAAGCUGAUAAAGUUCCUCAGAAGCACAAUAGGUCAGAAACGAACCUCCUUAUUAAGUGCAAACUGUGUUCGAGAGAAAAUAGUAUCGAUGUUAUCGAUGGAAGCAAUGGAGCAUUCACGAGCAAUGAUGUUGGUAAAUACAAGAGUAUAGUGACAUUUGACUGCCGAGGUGUUGAGCCUGUGGACUUUGAGCCUAAGUCUGGAUGGAUUGCUGAAGCUGAAGAUGACGGUAAAAAGUUUGAGGAUGUUGAUUUGUCAGAGAAAGAAUGGGUUGAUUAUGAUGAGAAAAACAAAACCUCAGUGGGCGUAUAUGAGCUGGAAUGGCAGUUUGUUAAAGUCAAGUAAACUCUUCUAUGUAUAUUACAAUUAAGUGAACUUUAAAUUUAUUUCAAUGUAAUUGUAAUGUGAAACUUACUCAGUAUAUUUACAAUUUACAGAUCAUUAAGAUCAUUAUAAUAAUAAGCCCUUUUUCCUGUGUUAAGAAAUUACAAUUAUGUAUACAAUACAUUUUUUUUAAUAUUUUUUUUUAAUUUUUCUUAAAUUAAGAGCAUUAAAGUAUAUUAAAUAUCUGGUACAUAAUGGUAAAAAUGUAAUAAAACGCCAUGUUUUGGUUUAAUUAAAUGAAAAGAACAUAUACAGGGAGCUCAGGAGUAUUUUCCAUAACUUCAAGGUAUUAACGAGAUCACUUUUAGGAACCGAACUGCAUAAGUAAUAUUUUAUUAACUAUAAAAAAAUCAUACAAAGUAAUUCAAUUAAUACUGACUAUCUAUGUAACACACGCCUUUAGGUAAAAAAAGCAUUUUAAAAUAUAAAUACGUCAUUAUUAUAAGAAUGCAUAUAAGGGACACAUUUUAGGCUCUAUUUACAAACGAAAAUAUUCAUUUUAGAUCACAUGUUCCAUGAACAUUUGUAAUUAACUUUUGUUAAAGAAUAUAACCCUAGAGUUAUGGUAAACACUCCCGAGCAACCUGUAUAUGUAUUAAGAUUAUAUUAAAAAGAUUUGUGCCAAUUUAAAUAGCAAAAAAUUGUCCGGUCAAUUUAGACUUACAAAAAUUUGGUAAAAAUGACUGUUUAGAACACCAUUAUAAAUGAAAACUACAAUUUUGUCAAACCUAAUUGUAUAAUGAAACUUACAGUUAUGCUAAAAACCCGAUAACCCCCCAUUUUUGUGACCUUUGACCUUUAAUAAAUUUUAUUCCAGAUAAGUAUCGGGAAUGAAGAGAACUUUCAAAAUUAAUUUAUUGUAGUGUUCUAACCAUUACUACCAAAUUUUAGCUCUAUGGAAUUUUAUGUUCACUACUGUUUUUGAGCCAAUUUGAAUUUUAAGCUUCUGCAUUUGAAUCUAUACUUUUAAUAGAUAUAAUUUAAUUAUAACUAUAAAUAAAUGUGUUAAGUUUUUA
Bicyclus anynana (squinting bush brown) is the source of this 1645-nucleotide messenger RNA. Its product is annotated as UPF0587 protein CG4646. Bases 105 to 590 code for a protein of 161 amino acids. Lineage: Eukaryota; Metazoa; Arthropoda; Insecta; Lepidoptera; Nymphalidae. The record is from RefSeq and is a predicted model, not a curated record. The transcript is spliced from 3 exons. Gene Ontology annotation, molecular function: zinc ion binding.